GUGCAUGCACAUUGUCACGGUCUCUCUGUCUUCCCUUUUUUGUUAGUUUCCAGAAAUUAUAAUUUUAGAAUCGUUAAAAAAUAAGUAAAUUUUUGCUAUUAGAAUCUGUAAUUUAGGAGAGAAACGAAGAACAUUUUAAUUAAUAUCGGAGGGGAAGGUGCAUGUUGGAGCUAAUUUUAAACAUAGAAAGAAGUAGAAGAUAAAAGGGACGCCAUUAAAGUUUGAUUUUAGAGAUCGAGAGGGAGAGAGGAUGAAAUCAGACAAAAAGCCUUGAUUGGAUUCUCCCGGCGGAGCAUUCUCUUCAACUUUUGUGAUUCUUGCAUUGUUCUUACUUCUUAUAGGGAGUAGAGCUGAUUCUUCGGACAUUCCUCUGUUCCUCUCUAAACAUAGGGACUGUCGCUUGCCAGUCUGGUCUACUGCUGUUGUGUGCAUUGUUUGGUUUAGCGAAUUUCGGGAUUCAUUGUGUGGGGGGAUCAAUGGUCCAUUGAUGUUUUUGGAUUUCGAUUUCUGGGUAUCUUAAUAUUCGCCCGAAGAUUGCGAUUCGUUCUUGUAAGCUAACACUUCGCGAGUUCAAUUGUAUAAUUUCAUAUGCUUAGUUUGGUUGCUGAGCAAUCCCAAGAACAGAGUUGAGAACAACUUCGAUUCUCACUACACCCACUUCAACCCAACCUAUGACCGGCAAUCAAAUCUAGUGCUAUUAUCAGUGUUUCUUUUCACUGUAGAACUGUAGAAAUCUACAUACUGUUUACAAGUUCUCGUUCCAGGUGAAGAAGAAACCCUUGAGCAAUGUUUACAGAAGGUCUUGACAGUAAUGCCCUGAAAUGGGUUCGAGAGGAGACUGCUGCUAGGAAGAGGCACGUGCCUGAUGCUGCUGGUAACCAAAGGAAUGGUGGUUGGGGAUUUGGAUUGCCUUCUCAAGCCAAGUUCCAAAGUGGGCAUUUGCCAUAUCGUUCGAUGCCGGUGGUGCGAGCAUCAGCAGUGAUUCCCAGUGAAUCUGAGUAUGGACCGGAUGAGGACUCGUCGGAGGAUGAGCGAUAUGGUGGCGGAUUCUCACUUGACUCAUCACCCCAGGAUGAUAAGCUCGCCAAUGGUGCGAGUGCCAGAUGCGUUGCUCCAUUGCAGGGGCAUGUGAAGCAAGGACAUGGUGUGCAGGGAUUGGAAGGUAAAGGUGUUGGGCACUCAGUUGGUCUGCUCGAAUCUACCGAUGAUGAAUCAUCAGAUUCUACUGCUGAAAUCUCAUCAACGCAAACCAACGGUGGUGGCAGAGCAGUUUGGAGGGCAAUGUAUCCAUCAGAUGGCUAUUGCUCCAAUGUUGGUUUUCAAGCAACCAUGGAAAUGGCAGCCAAGCAGGACUUUAGUGGUGGGUUGCAAAACAAGAAGCUUUGUGAUAAUGAUAUCCCCAGGACCCCUAGCGCACCUCCAUUUGUUGGAUCCUGUGAAGAAACCAAUGGAGUGGCUGAGCAAGUUCCAACUUCUAGAUCACAUGGUGUGAAUGCCCAGAACAGCAAUGGAAAUAGGACUUUUGACGCAUCUACAAGGAUUUCUGCUGACACGGAAACUGCUGCAUCAUCUUCUGUACCACUUCGCACCCCCACGUUUCAUGCAAGUGGGCAAGGUCCGUGGUGUGCUGUGAUUUCAUACGAUGCUUGUGUUCGGCUCUGUCUUCAUUCAUGGGCCAAAGGUUGCACAGAAGCGCCCAUCUUCUUGGAUAAUGAAUGUGCACUGUUGCGAAAUGCAUUUGGUUUGCAGCAAGUAUUAUUACAACCAGAGGAAGAACUACUGGCGACACAAUCUUCUGAGGUUGUCAGUGAGAGGUCUGCCCCAAAACCUAAAAAAAGUAUUGGGAAAAUGAAAGUGCAAGUGCGUAAAGUGAAAAUGGAUUUAGACCCACCUACAGGCUGCAGCUUUACAUCUUUAAAAACACGGAAGCAAAAAAUCGAAUUUCUUCAGUUUCAUGCAUCCAAUUUAAAAUCAACACUUUCUUCUCGGUGGGAAGCUCUUCGAAAAGUUCGUGUGACUACUCAGAUUCCUGCCAAUGGUUCUUGUUCACGCCAAGGCUUGGCAUAUUUUUAUUUAGUCACUGAGUAUAUUAAAGAGGCCUAUAAUGUGACUACUAUGCGCAACAGUUCAACAUCCCAUGAAGUGGUGCCAGAAACAUACUCUUGCUUAUUGAGGUUGAAGAGUUCGUCUGAGGAAGAUGCGGUUCGAAUGCAACCUGGUUCUGGCCAAACUCAUGUAUUCUUUCCUGAUAGUCAUAAAGAUGAUCUGAUUAUCGAAGUUUACGAUUCUAAAAGAAAAUUUGUUGGUCGUGUCAUUGCUCAAGUGGCUGCUAUUGCCGAUGACCCUGUUGACAAGUUUCGCUUUUGGCCUCUACAUCAUGAGCCAGAGGAUGAACGCAUUGGUGAAGUGCAACUAUACAUCAACUACUCAACUACUCCUGAUGAGAAUAGUCAUCUUAAGUGUGGUACUGUUGCAGAAACUGUGGCAUAUGACUUGGUUUUAGAGGUUGCAAUGAAAGUUCAACAUUUUCGUCAGAGAAAUUUGUUGCUAUAUGACCCAUGGAAGUGGUUAUUGAGUGAAUUUGCAUCUUACUAUGGCGUGUCUGAUGCAUAUGCUAAACUUAGAUAUCUUUCAUACGUUAUGGAUGUGGCUACACCCACUGCAGAUUGCCUAAUCUUAGUUCACGAUUUUCUAUUUCCUGUGCUUAUGAAGGAUGGCAACAAUAAGCGCACUUUGAGUCAUCAAGAGAAUCGCAUCCUUGGGGAGAUCGUGGAUCAAGUUGAGCAGACUCUUGCUUUGGUUUUUGAGAAUUACAAGUCACUUGAUGAAUCAUCACCAUCAGGGUUGAUGGACAUUUUCAAGCCAGCAACUGGACUGGCAGCUCCUGCAUUGGCACCUGCCAUAAAAUUAUACUCUCUUCUACAUGAUAUAAUAUCUCCUGAGGCACAGUUGAAGUUAGUCAGAUAUUUUCAGGCUGCUGCAAAGAAAAGGUCAAGAAAACAUGUGGCAGAAACAGAUGAGUUUUUUUCAAGUAAGAAUGAGAAUAUAUUGCUGGAUUCUGUAACUCAUUCUACUGCUUACCAGAAGAUGAAAUCUGUUUGUUUGAGUAUUAGACAUGAAAUCUUCACCGACAUUGAGAUUCACAAUCAGAAUAUACUCCCCAGUUUUAUAGACCUCCCAAAUCUUUCUUCGCCCAUAUAUAGUUUAGAUCUUUGCAGUAGGAUACGUGCAUUCCUGGUUGCCUGUCCACCAUCUGGGCCAUCCCCUCCUGUAGUAGAACUUGUUAUUGCUACAGCAGACUUGCAAAGGGAUCUUGCGUCCUGGAAAAUCAAUCAUGUUAAAGGUGGAGUUGAUGCCAAAGAAUUGUUCCACUCAUAUAUAAGCCUUUGGAUUCAAGAAAAGUGUACUGCCUCACUUGAGACAUGCAAACUAGAAAAGGUAAAGUGGUCUGGCAUUAAAACAAAACACUCAACAACUCCCUUUGUUGAUGAUAUGUAUGACCGGCUGAUGGAAACAAUGAAUGAGUAUGAAGUCAUUAUUUCUCGCUGGCCAGAAUAUAUAUUUCCUCUGGAGAAUGUGCUUGCGGACAUUGAGAAGGCAGUUGUGGAAGCUCUGGAUAAGCAGUAUGCUGAUGUUUUAUCACCGUUGAAGGAGAAUUUGACGAACAAGGUAUUUGGGCUCAAAUAUGUGCAGAAAAUUGCAAGAGGAACCAUAGUGCACUAUACUGUCCCUGAUGAGUUGGCAGUUUUUCUGAAUUCCAUGAGAAGGAUGAUAGAUGUGUUGCGGCCCAAGAUAGAAACCCGGCUGAAGUUGUGGGGUUCUUUCAUCCCUAAUGGUGGAAAUGCGGUGCCGGGAGAGCAUCUCAGUGAAGUAACUGUGAUGCUGAGAGCAAAAUUCAGAAAAUAUCGGCAAGCAGUUGUGGAGAAACUUGCUGAAAAUACAAGGAUACAGAAUGCAACUACAUUGAAGAAAAUUAUCAAAGAUUCAAACGUCACUGUAGUAGAAUCAGACUUUCGGAGUAGAAUGCAGCCUUUGAAGGAGCUGCUAACGUCGACAUUAGAUCACCUCCAUAGUGUCUUUGAAGCUGAUGUGUUCAUUGCAAUAUGCCGUGGUUUCUGGGAUCGAAUGGGACAGGAUCUACUAAGCUUUUUGGAGAGCAGAAGAGAAAAAGGAUCUUGUUACAAGGGUUCUCGAAUUGCAGUUUCUAUUUUGGACGACAUAUUUGCGUCACAAAUGCAGCAGCUGCUGGGCAAUGCAUUACAGCAGAAAGACUUGGAGCCACCCAGAUCGAUAACGGAUGUGCAUUCUGUGCUCUGUAAAGAUGCCCAUAAACAUGGCGAUGAUAGUAAUUACUAUUAUUAGAAAGGGCUAAUUUUCCAUUGGCAGAUAAUAUAUUCAAGUUUUGACAGAUACUUUCGGGUUUUAUAGAUCGAAAUAGGAUGGAGGAGAGCACUGGAAGUGAAAAGCGGGAGAGAAAUGGGGUUCCAGUUUUUGUAGUAGGGCCUCAGAGCUUGUUUCUGUAGGGUUGCUAUGCUCUCCAUGGCAACUGGUGGUGGUUAUUGCCCCACCCCAACCCCCACCAAAACCAUCCCUGCCAAAAAGAGAAAACAGAGAGGAAUUUUAGAAAACAUAUUUUUGUUUUAACAGAGUUCUUUUACCAUGUCGUGCAAGUAUAUGUAUAUAUAAUGCUCAGAGUAAGGGUAAGUUUCUUUCUCAACCCCAUUGUAGCAUUGUCAUUAUUGCUCAUUAUUAAUUAUCACCCUCUGGAUUCGAGUAAA
Malania oleifera is the source of this 4778-nucleotide messenger RNA. RefSeq lists its product as uncharacterized. Lineage: Eukaryota; Viridiplantae; Streptophyta; Magnoliopsida; Santalales; Ximeniaceae. The transcript has 23 exons. Bases 787 to 4362 code for a protein of 1191 amino acids. The record is from RefSeq and is a predicted model, not a curated record.